AUGACCCAUAUCAUUGGCAGCAGCAGCACCACGCUGAAGCUAGGAUCUGUACCACGCAGCUGGAACGACCAAAAACAGAUCAUCUACACACACCUACACAACAACGGAUACCCGAAGACGUUGAUCAGUCGUCUAAUCAAACAGCACCAGAGUAAAACCCUUCCGAAUGCCAGCGAGCAACCCAACGUAGCGACUCCUGUCGCUAACACCAACCAGGAUCCGACCCAACCACCCACCCUCAGUCAGCCACAGCCUGCAGCAGAUGCCAUCUAUCGAUCCAUCCCUUACUUGCCAAAACUGACUGAACGACUCCAAAAGGUGUUCCGCAGUGACUACAAUCAGAUCCGCAUUGCCUCUAGACAAAUCAACACUGUAAACAACCUACACACCAAAGUGAAAGACCCCAAAAACCACCAUGAAAACAGUAAUGUUAUUUACAAAAUUCCUUGCAGUAGCUGUAACAAAUGUUACAUUGGAAUGACCAAGAACAAACUUAGUACAAGACUUUCAGGCCACAGAUCAGAUGUAAACAAAGCGGACGGUCUUCUAGUGGAGGCCACUCCGCUCAAGUCGAUUCUCGAGGUGAAGGUCGGCGAUCACACAAACACUGAGACGGAUAUGGAUAGCAUCAGAGACAAAACUGCUCUGCUUGAACAUCGUGUAAACACAGGCCACCGUUUUCAAAUUAAUAACACAAAAAUUGUAGACACAACUUUUAUGUCACACACACUGCCAUUUUUAGAAAUGAGCCACAUCUUCAACACUCAACACACAGUAAACCACAGAGUGGAUGUUGAUGGAUUGAACACAGCUUACGCUUCUGUUCAGUGUACCACCAGCUUUUGA
Culex pipiens pallens (northern house mosquito) is the source of this 846-nucleotide messenger RNA. RefSeq lists its product as uncharacterized. Lineage: Eukaryota; Metazoa; Arthropoda; Insecta; Diptera; Culicidae. The record is from RefSeq and is a predicted model, not a curated record. The transcript is spliced from 5 exons. Bases 1 to 846 code for a protein of 281 amino acids.